Molecule: messenger RNA, 1212 nt
Organism: Pseudocercospora fijiensis CIRAD86
Lineage: Eukaryota; Fungi; Ascomycota; Dothideomycetes; Mycosphaerellales; Mycosphaerellaceae
Exons: 2
Coding region: 1-1212 (403 amino acids)
Source: RefSeq, a predicted model, not a curated record
AUGUCUUCCACCACAUCAGCAUCCUUCAUAGACUCUGCUGCAAGCCCCAGCACGACUUACCCUAUGAGCCGCCCUUCGAGUGUCGGGACUGCCGAUCUGGGCAGGCUGGCGCUUACUGGUCGCGAAUCAAGCAGCGGUAGCGAUAUGCCUGCUACUACACGAGGAGCGGCAAAGAGAGAAGCUGCGAAUCCCAAACAAAGCUCCUCCCAAGCGGCUGGCAAGUCCGAUAAGGGGAAACAGAGAGCUGCAGCCUCGUCUUCCAAGCCAACUCGACAGCAGCCUCGGCGUCUCUCCAAGACGACAAGCACCCAGCGACCAAAGCCGGACGACGACGACGAUGAUAGCGACGACAGCGAUGAGGAUGAUGACGAGGGCGGAGGCGGAGGCGGAGGCUCUCCAGCUGCUCCUGAUCCACGGCAGGCAAUCUCUCGCAUGGUGCUGCAGACCCACCUGCCAUUCGAACCGAGCCAGCACUCGUUCACUGAGCUCGCCUCGCCAAAUUUGCCCGGUCGCAACGAAGCCAGGCGAGUCACAUCGUGCACGCAUUUGACCAAGGGCUUGCUACUGACGAUUCACAGUACACUGUUCAGAGCGAUGGUUGUAGCGAACUCCCAACUGGUCCGCACUCAGGCCGACGCGGCCGCCCUCAACCAAGCCGUGACCGUGCAAGGCCCAGAGUGGUCGCGUCAAAUGGUGUCACAGAUGCGGCUGAGGUGGAAGAACAUCCACCAAGACUACUACAUCUACGGAAACGGCGGACAAGGCGAAGACGCCAGCGGCACCAUACGAAAAAUCAGGGCACUCUUCGUCGCUGUCGAAGACACGAUUCGCAACUUCCCCGACAUGAGCAACGGCUCCCACUUGCGGCUGAUCGAAAUCCUCGUCACCGUGUUUGAGUACAUCUCCCAGCUCCACCACGAUGUUCGACCUGCUGGAGCAGCGCUCGCAUUCGCGGGCGGAGCCAGCCAGUACGAGCACAACCUCUGGCUCCAGUUCGCUACCAUUAGCGGGAACUGGCAGCCGUGUCUUGAGGUGAUGAGGCGCCUCGGACAGCUGAACUGUUCGGGCCACUUCAGGCAGAAGGAAGCGGCGUGGAAAUCAAUCUGGGCCUUUCUUCGCAAUCUUCACGCGACGUGGAAACCCCAGGAGGUCUCGAACUUCAUGAUCGGACUUCGACAAAGGCUGGCAGGAAUGGGCGUAUCGAUUGAGUGA